Messenger RNA from Plasmodium cynomolgi strain B, 3219 nucleotides. RefSeq lists its product as hypothetical. The transcript is spliced from 2 exons. Gene Ontology annotation, biological process: axoneme assembly. The record is from RefSeq and is a predicted model, not a curated record. The coding region runs from base 1 to 3219 and encodes 1072 amino acids. Gene Ontology annotation, cellular component: cytoplasm. NCBI's taxonomy places the organism in Eukaryota, Apicomplexa, Aconoidasida, Haemosporida, Plasmodiidae.
AUGAAGAAUGUGCAAAGAGAAAAAGAAGGAAAAAAAUAUAAUGAUGAGAAAGUUAAGAGUAGUGGGACGAACUAUCAUCCUAUGAGUAGUGAAAAUAAAAAAUGGAUUGACGAAGCUUGGUUCGAAUCGAACACAGUGUGCAGUAAUAUCAAUGUAGAUUCCUCCCUUGACAAAUGUAGGGAGCGCGCUGGGGAGGGGAAAACAUUUGGAGAGGUGUUCAGAAGGGUGGGUGAUGACUCCAAGGGGGAUGACAUCCCAGGUGGUGAUCUCACAGAGGGAGGCCAUUCAGCUGAUGAGCACAAUGACGAUAAUGGGUACGAACGAACGGGCUAUGUCAAUGUGACCCACUCGGGGGGAGAAACAACAGGUGAGGAUAAUACACGUUGGAAGGGCCCCCUGGAGGGGAGCAAAACGGAUGAUCUUUUGUCCACGAAGGAGGGGAAAGAAGUGGAAAAAAAGCAUAAACAGAAAAAGUGGUCAUGUAAAAAGAGAGUAGAGAGACGACAGACAAAUGCAGCAAGUACCAUGCUUGAUCAACCGGGAAGCGAAAAGCUGGAACACCUGAAGGACAUCCUACACGAACAGCUAAAAAAAAAACACAUUUUGGAGGAAAAGCUAAGGGUGAGGCAGCAUGAAAGGAGUAAGCUAGAGGAAGACGUAAAAAACGCAGGAGCAGAACUGUUUCGAGUAAACAAAGAAAAAGAUUUUUUAAAUAAAAAGGAACAAGAAUUAAGUGAGGCAAUAAAGAACAUGAAAGAUGAGAGGGAGAAACAGCUGGGAAAGCAAAACGAGUUGAAAAAAAAUUACAACAAGCAAAUGGCAAAUUUGAAGAAAGAACUGAAUUACCAAUCGGAUGUCUUCACCAAAUUUAAUAAUAGCCUCCUCGAACUGAACAAUUUGAGGAGGUACUUCGACUUGGUGAAUGCCAACUCGCGCAUUAGUGAAAAUGUGUUAGGGGAGGGGCGGCAGACGGGGCAGAAGCGGCGGGGGAAGGUAAGAAGCGGAGAGGGGGAGGCAAGAAGCGGAAAGGGGGAGGCUUCCUUCGAGGAAGGACGCGAGCUUGAGGGAGAACCCCCCGUGGAGAAAACCCCUGUGGAGAAGUCCCCCCUGGGAACCCAGUCAGCCAUACAGAAGAAGGAAAAUAUUCUGAACAAAAUGAACCACGAUUUGAACGAAAUACAAAACGAUAUAGACACAAAGAAGGACAUAGAAAGGAACGAGCAAACGGAAUGUGCCAAUUUGGAAAGACUGAUCAGGGAGGAGAAAGAACAGUACGGACAGUUAAAGAAGGGGAGGCAUGAAAUGAUGAAGGAGCUAAACGAAUCGAUCAGCAAAAUGAAACAGAGAGAUGAAGCCAUUGAUGAAAUGAACACAAAACUAAUGGAACUAAAGUCAAGCAUAUACGACAUGGAGAUACAAAAGGAUGUCCUGACAAAGGAACUUACAACAGAAAAGGAUAAAAAGGAAAAGCUUCAGUCCGAGCUUGGGGCGCUGAAAAAUGAGACGGAACGAACCAUACAGGGGAAAAAAAAAAUCCAGAAGGAUGUAAACACCAUUGUGCAACACAAUGAAGAUGUCAAAGUGGAUAUACAAAAUGAGAGAGACAAGUGUGUACAAAUAAACGAAGAAAUAGGAAAACUCAAAAAGGAGAUAAGAAAUAGGGAAAACAAAAUAAAGAUAGUAAAAAAUGACAUUAACAAAAAUAUAGACAAAAUAAUUAAUAUGUAUACAGAAGAAAUUAAAGUGAGUCAUUUUUCCUCCAAACUGAAAAACGAUCUGGCGAACGUGAAGGAAAAUAUAACAAAAAAGGAAAACGAAAUUGAAAAUUACAAAAAUGGUAUCAUCCGAAUUAAGAUACAGCAAAUUCUGGAAAGUACAAAGAUAGAAAAUGUGCAAAAAAAAGUAAAAAAAUUAAAUGAAGAAUUUGAGGAGAAACAUGAACUGCUAACUAACUAUGAUCAGAUCAUAAAGAAAAAUCAUUACCUGAUUGAAAACAAGCAGCUGGAAGUAGAUAGACUGAACGAGGAGUUUGAUAAGAAAAAUAGAAAAAAUUGUGAUGAUCAUGGAAUGCCUCUCACAUUGAAUAUAAAAAUAGAAAAGCUAAACAAACAAAUAAAGGAUGUACUUAAACAGAGCAGACAUUUGGAAAAAGAUUGGUUCUUGAAACAGUCGGAAAUGAUAAAAAUACAAAAUGAGAACCAAAAAAUGAACGAAGAAAUGCUCAGGGGGAGAGACUUACGACUCAUUCUGAAUCAGAAGAAAUGCGAACUGCAAGAAAAUUUCAAAAACGCACAAAAUGUACUUAAAAAAAUAAAUAAAAAUAUUAUGUACAUACGAUUGCAGCUGGAAAAGUUCGCCUCCAAAAAUUCCGACACACUGGGAGAAAUCGAUAAAAUGAAAGACGACAUACUGAGAUGGAAUGAAAAAAAAAAUAUCAAAUCUGAGGAGUAUAAGCGGAAAAAGGAAAACUUAAAAAAUGAUAUCGACUCCUUAAAAAGUGAAAAAGAGAAAUACCAACAAGACCUCCUACAGUAUGAAAAUAAAAUUCUCAUUUUGGAAAACAAAAUUGACCAGAAAAAAAAAUUACAAGGAGUUAUCAAAGAGUACACGGAAAAUAAGGACAUCCUACUUUUGAAGAAAAACAUACAGGCAAAAAAUGAUCUCAUAGAAAAUGCAAAAAAACAACAAAAUAUUCUUCUCGCGAAUAUCAAACAGGCAUUAAACAAACGGAACGAACUGGACAAUAAGAAAGAAGCUUUUCAAAAAAAUUUUGACAACGGAGUUAAUGUCUCCUUUAAAAUACAACACGAAAUUUCUUUUGUUAAAAAAAAUGUCAAGGAGGUUAAAGGAAAGAAGGUGUCCCUUGCAAAGUACUUAACCGAACUGAUCCACUCCUAUGACCAACUUACGAACCAGACACAACAAGAGAAGGCGCACCUCUUAAAUCUAAACAGACAGUGUGACAUCUACGAGGGCAUACUUAAGAUUCAAAAUUGUGAAAAGAAGCAGCGAUUCCAGGAAUUGCUAAAAUUUCAAAACGCAGUAAAAAAUGGUGGCUCUCUUUACAGCUCGAAGAAGCCGUAUGAAACUCUGCGGAAGAGCUGCGCCUCCUACAGGAGGAGGCUCGCCGCCAUUCAGAACAAGCUGCGUGGCUUGGGUGCCACGGAUGAGGCGUACUCCAAGUUGAUUGGGGUGCUGCUCGAGUGGCUCGCCAACUGA